Messenger RNA from Glossina fuscipes, 978 nucleotides. RefSeq lists its product as uncharacterized. The transcript is spliced from 4 exons. The coding region runs from base 6 to 812 and encodes 268 amino acids. The record is from RefSeq and is a predicted model, not a curated record. Gene Ontology annotation, biological process: regulation of transcription by RNA polymerase II. Gene Ontology annotation, cellular component: transcription regulator complex; nucleus. Lineage: Eukaryota; Metazoa; Arthropoda; Insecta; Diptera; Glossinidae.
GCAACAUGGCUCCGCGUCGAAAACUUAAUAAAAAUAUCCUACUUAUGGAUAAGCAAAUAAUAGAUUUUGUUAAAGAGCAUCAAUUUGUUUACGAUAGGAGUCAUGAGAAUUUUAAUAAUAACAUUUACAAAGAAGACAAAUGGAAACAAUUGGCCGAUUCAUUGGAUGAACCAGUGGAAUUGAUUAAAAAACGUUGGAAAACAUUAAAGGACCGUUACUUCAGAUUAAUGAAAAAUGGUGGUGUACAAAAUUAUAAAUAUUGCCAUGAUUUAAAUUUCUUGGGCCCCUACGAACCGCGCAGAAGGAGUAUAAUCCGUUGUAAAAAAGAGGAAAACUAUGAAGACAAUAGUCAAAUGGAUGAAUCACUGGAUAGCUCCCAUAGUCCCGUAGAUGGUGAUAUGUUUGAAAAUAAUUAUACAUUGAGCAUAACAAGUUUGGCAACGGAAGAUGCUAAACCAACCAAAUUAGAAAAUCAUAGUAUUGUAUGUGAAGAAGUUGAUGAAAUUGCGCUAGAAGAUGUACUGCAAAUGCAACCAAAGAAACGAUACGCAGACACCUAUGCGGAAAGCAAACCGACCAAGUUAGAAAAUGAAAGCGUCGUAUGUGAAGAAGUUGAUGAAAUAGCGCUGGAAGAUGUACUGCAACUGCACCCGAAAAAACGAUUCAAACCCUCCUCUCUUGGAGAUACAGCCAUAUCUCAUUUCAUGCAUAGCUUGGCUUUGCAAAUUGAAGGAGCAAACCUCAGUGCCAGCCGCUUAAUAACGCUACAAUUAAAACUGUUACAGGUCGUCGGUGAGGAGAUAAGAAAUUGAGGAAUGAUAUUUGGGAGAAAAGCAGUGGAAAUCGUAAUCAUGCAAGCAUUUAAUUUUAAAUAAAUAUUAAUCUUUUCUUCGCUUUGAUUUUCCCUGCGCAGAUUGUAGGCAAUAGUAAUAAAUUAAUAAAAAAAAAUUAAUGGCUACGCUGCCAGUGUAAUAAGUA